AUGCAUCGAGACAUUGAUCUUCAUACGGACGGAUUUGUUGACUCGUUGAGAAGAGGCGAGGAAUGUGACGAGAUCGAUUAUUGUGCAAAUGAGCCGUGUGUGGAUGGGAUUUGUGUCAAUUUGAAUUCUGGAUUCAAAUGCAAAUGUCCGAAUGGUUUAGAGGGGAGUCGUUGUGAGAACGAUAUUGAUGAGUGCUUGAAAUCGCCAUGUAUGCAUGGGCGUUGCAUUAAUGAGUUCGGUGAUUAUCGAUGUGAAUGUCCAUUUGGAUAUACGGGGAAAAGAUGUGAAAGGGCACUAGAUCCUUGUGAUGGUUCACCGUGCAAAAAUGAUGCCAGAUGUUUUUCAUAUCGCGAUGGGCAUUUUACUUGUGAGUGUCGAGCGGGAUUCACAGGUAGACGUUGUGAAGUGAACAUAGACGAUUGUAGUGAGAAUGCGUGUAUGAACGGUGCAACGUGUAUUGAUGGCGAUCAUGGAUAUACAUGUCAAUGCCGUCAAGGCUUCACGGGUAAAUUAUGCGAGAGAGAUGUGGAUGAAUGCGAAAGAGGAGGGAAUGUGUGUUUGAAUGGUGGUACUUGCGUGAAUCGUAAAGGAGGAUAUCACUGCAUUUGUGUAAAUGGCUGGGAAGGGGAUGACUGCUCGAUUAAUAAAGACGAUUGCGUUGAUGCACUUUGUGAGGCUGGCAGCACUUGCAUCGAUCAUGUCGCUAAAUAUACCUGCGAAUGCCCACCAGGGAGAAUUGGCUUACUUUGUCAUAUGGAGGAUCCAUGUCUGUCAAACCCUUGCAAAGCAGGUUCACAAUGCGAAGCAGACACGUCAAGUGGCAAGUAUACGUGCAGUUGUCCGAAAGGAUUUACUGGCGACGAUUGUUCUGAGGAUGUCAACGAAUGUGAACAGAGUGCAAAUGUUUGCUGGAAUGGCGGCACAUGUGUGAAUACACCAGGCUCGUGGCAUUGCGAAUGCCCACCGGGAUUUACUGAUCCAUGGUGUAUGAGCCAUGUCAACCAGUGCUCUCCAAAUCCGUGUCUCAAUCAGGGUACAUGUCUCGAUUUUGGAACUGCCUUCAAAUGUGUUUGCAUGUCAGGAUUUCAUGGUAAGUAUUGCGAGAAGAAAUGUGAGGUGGGAUUCGAAGGCGAGAACUGCGAACGAAGACAACAAAUGGAGUGCAGUGCGAGUGAUUGUCUGAAUGGUGGAGUGUGCUCGAAGGGGUCGUGCCGAUGCCCGAAAGGCUUCAGUGGUGAUCACUGUGAACGACACGCAGAUCCGUGCCAGUAUCAUUCGUGCGCAUCGAACGCCGACUGCGUUCCAUCGUCGAAUGGAAUUGAUUAUCGCUGUGAAUGCAAACUCGGAUAUUAUGGACAUGACUGUCGUUUAGAGGAUAUUGAUGAAUGCGCGUUGAUUAACCCGUGUCGAAAUGGUGCACGUUGUAUGAAUACAGUCGGUUCGUAUCAGUGCGAGUGUGUUGAUGGCUUUGCAGGUCGUAAUUGUGAGAACAAUAUCGAUGAUUGUCUACCAAAUAUUUUUGACAAUGAGGAGGCGCUCAAAGUGAAUUUUCAAUUCGAGUUUUUGAAGAAGGCUAUUCCGAGAUUGCUCGUAUGUAAGUAG
Molecule: messenger RNA, 1602 nt
Organism: Anisakis simplex (herring worm)
Lineage: Eukaryota; Metazoa; Nematoda; Chromadorea; Rhabditida; Anisakidae
Source: the annotation of a GenBank genome assembly